CCUAAAUCAACACCACUCUGCAUUCACAACGACGACGUCGUUUCGAGAAUCAAAAAAUAUUAAAAGAUUGGCGAUGAAGGUGGGCCGUACGACGGAAAUGCAUUCCGGUAAAGUUUCUAGAUGUUCCGCAGUUAAACGUAAACUGAUUCUUGAAAGUAGUGAAGAAAGUGCAACCCGGAGCCCUAAAUAUACUGCAUACUCAUCCGAUAAAAACAACCGCAAGAAAUUUGAUUAUACAGAUCCAGUUGCUCUUAGAAACAUGGUAAUUGAUCUUGAUUAUCCCAAGUAUGGCUCUGUCACAAAAGACAUAGAAGAUCUUUUUGCAAGAAGGAAGAUUCCGAUUUUAAAUAAAUUGUCUUCACCUAGCGUUAAUUCAGCAGAGCUUAAAUCUGGGAAGGACUCUUCCAACGUGAUUGACGAUACAAAGCAUGAAAACGUUAUGUCACACCUGAUAAUUAACAUUGACUCGGAUGAUGAUGAUGAUGUUAAACCAGCAGUUCAGACUCCUUCCCCACCAUUCCAGGAUGUAGUAUUGAAUCAACCUAGCAAGAACCUUUCAAUGGUGCAGUAUUUGGUUGGUUCACCUGUCUUAAAGAUUUGGUCUAAUUCAUCAUAUCAUUCGAUGUACACAUCUCUAUAUACUUUUCAAUGCCAAAUGUUAAUGCAGAUAACCGAGGACGCAAGGAAGAAUAUAUUUGACCUGAAAUCAAUUUCCCCGGCAGAAGUUACUGGGGCCCAGAACAGAGCUGAGAUUGAUGGUCAAGUUUCCUUGCAAAAGCUUCAGAAGGGAGUUUCUGCUCCAGGCCAAAUUUCAAUGGAAGGGGAAGAUGUAACUGCUGUAGAGCACAAUGUUGAGAAAGACAAUGAUGAGAAGAAUGAAAAUGACAAGAGGGUAAAAGAUGAUGACGUGGAAGUUAAAAGUGACAAAGAAGAUGGUGUUGUGGAUAGUCGAAAUGACAAAAUCAUAGUAGAUGACAAGGAGAGUAAAAACAAUCAUAAUAAGGGCAUGUAUGUCGGUGUUGAGGAUGAUGAUACUGACAUGCAAGAAAAUGAUCCAAGAUCCGAUUUCAACUUUGAUGGCCUGGCUGAUAUAUGGAAAGAAAUGGCUAUUGGAUUAGAAUCUUCAAGGGAUAUAGACCCUUUAUCUACGGAACAUGCAAGUGAAGAUGAAAAAGAUUGUGAUCAUUCUUUUAUUUUGAAAGAAGAUAUUGGUUCCGUUUGCCGUGUUUGUGGAAUAAUUCAAAGGAGUAUAGAAUCCAUAAUUGAAUACCAGCGUCCCAAGGGCUCAAAUAGUAUAAGAACUCGUUAUUAUGAAGUUGGCCAAAAGAAAUCAGGAGCUUCUGUGGCUCCUAUUGCUGAUGUGGUGAAGUUACCUGGAACUGAUUUCGCUGUUUGUGGCCUAUCUGCUCAUCCGAGGCACAUAAGUCAAAUGAAACCACAUCAAGUUGAGGGCUUUAAUUUUCUUCUUAGAAACUUGGUGUCCGAAAACCCUGGUGGUUGCAUCCUUGCGCAUGCUCCUGGAUCUGGAAAGACAUUUAUGCUCAUUAGUUUCAUUCAAAGUUUCAUGGCCAAGUAUCCAGAUGCUAAACCAAUGGUGAUUCUCCCUAGGGGUAUUUUAGGAACAUGGAAAAAAGAGUUUGAGAGGUGGAAAGUUGAGGAACUUCGGUUGUUUGAUUUGUAUUCGGUGAAAGCUGAUGGUAGCAGAGGUCAACAGCUUGAAGUGCUAAAACGAUGGACUAAUCAGAGAAGCAUACUAUUUCUUGGGUACCAGCAGUUUGCCUCUAUUGUGUGUGACAUAGACACAAGAGCUGAAACAGUCAGUUGCCAGAAUAUACUAUUGACAUACCCUUCAAUUCUCAUAUUAGAUGAAGGUCAUACUCCGAGAAAUGAAGACACUAAUAUUCUAACUGCUCUUGAGAAAGUCCAGACCCCUAGAAAGGUGGUUCUUUCCGGAACCCUUUAUCAAAAUCAUGUUAGAGAAGUUUUCAAUAUUCUGAACCUCGUCCGCCCAAAGUUCCUGAAGAUGGAGACUCCCAAGUUGAUUAAAAGGCGUAUUUUGAGCAGAGUACCAUAUGAAAGCAAGAAAAACCUCAUCAAGAAUAGCACAAACAAUGAGUUUUAUGAGGUGGUGGAGCAUGCCUUGUUCAAAGAUGAUAACUUUAAGAGAAAAGUGACUGUCAUCAAAGAUCUUCGUGAGAUGACUAGUAAAGUUCUUCACUAUUACAAAGGAGAUUUCUUGGAUGAACUACCUGGACUUAUGGACUUCUCGAUCUUUCUCAACCUCACCUCGAAACAAAAACGUGAGAUUCCAGGAUUGAAAAAGCUACCAAUUUUCAAAAGGAAUUCCAAUGGGAGUGCUAUUUAUGUUCAUCCGGGUCUUAAGUCACUUUUGAAGACUACGGAUACAAAAAAAGACACAAGCGGUGACAUUGAUAGCAAGAUUGAUCACCUGCUAGAGAAAGUGGAUGAGAUGGAAGGAGUGAAAGCCAAGUUUUUCCUCAACAUGCUCCGCCUUUGUGUAUCUGGAGGGGAGAAGCUCUUAGUGUUCAGUCAAUAUCGAUUGCCCCUAAAGUUUUUGGUUCGGCUGACCAUGAAGACUAGAAAGUGGAGUCUAGGGAAAGAAAUCUUUAUGAUAACGGGAGAUGAUAACAAUGAUGAUCGCGAGGCAUCAAUGGACAAAUUCAACAACUCACCUGACUCUCGAGUCUUUUUUGGAUCAAUUAAAGCAUGCGGGGAAGGAAUCUCUCUUGUUGGGGCCUCACGAGUCAUCAUUUUAGAUGUUCAUUUGAACCCCUCUAUUACUCGCCAAGCACUAGGACGUGCCUUUAGACCAGGACAAGUCAGGAAGGUAUACACCUACCGGUUAGUUGCUGCAACUUCACCUGAAGAGGAAGACCACGCCACCUGCUUCAGAAAAGAGUCUGUUGCCAAAAUGUGGUUCGAAUGGAACGAGUAUUGUGGUCAUCACGACUUUGAGAUGGAGACAGUCAGUGUCAAAGAUUGUGGUGAUGAGUUUCUGGAAACGCCAUGUUUGAAUGAAGACAUUGCCGUCAUCUAUAAAAGAUGAUCACAAAUGAGGAAGGCGAUUGGUGGUGUUGUUGGUAGCUAUAUACUUCUUCACGGUUACAUGUUGAUUAUGGUGAUCAUGAUAACCAUAGCAAACAUAGAUCUAAUGCUUAGUAAUAUGAACCACAGUUGAUGCUUUUUUUGUUAAGUUAUCUUGGUAUAAAGGUGCAACUUUUUUUUAGCCUGUUGUAUGCUUUACUCUGAAUCAGCUGGUUU
Erigeron canadensis is the source of this 3282-nucleotide messenger RNA. RefSeq names its product protein CHROMATIN REMODELING 35-like. Bases 74 to 3067 code for a protein of 997 amino acids. The transcript has 8 exons. NCBI's taxonomy places the organism in Eukaryota, Viridiplantae, Streptophyta, Magnoliopsida, Asterales, Asteraceae. Gene Ontology annotation, biological process: gene silencing by siRNA-directed DNA methylation. Gene Ontology annotation, molecular function: ATP binding; ATP-dependent chromatin remodeler activity. The record is from RefSeq and is a predicted model, not a curated record.